AUGACAUCCUGUACACCAGUGCGAAACGGCCGCAAAACAUGGAAAUUCCUUCGAUCGGCACUCGGUGCCCCCACGCCGCCUAUUACCAUCCAGAGUAACAUCGUACGUACAACAGAUGACCCCUCGCGGUACAGCUCCGACCGGGAAGAGGUGGCAGCAGGACUCCGACAUCUGCUUGACAACUGGGCCCCCCUACCGAGAAAACCACUCGCCCUAGACAUCUCGGCACAGCCCUGGAAUCUGACCGCCAGCGCGUUCCGCACUUUUUCCGCGAAUGGCUCCUCCGAACUCUGGAUUGCUGCCCCAGCAUACAUCCGUGAAAGGGAACGUACCAACAUCAACCUCAUCUUACGCACAGGCCUUGUCCCCCCGACCCUCGGACGCAAACAGAUGAUCUACCUCGCAAAAUCGGCUACCGCCCAAGGUGUGGUUAACCUCGACCCUGACCUGCCUCCAUGGCAUCCCAUCACUGUCCAGAGUGCCUUCAGCAACCGCAUCUUCACCGUUAUACGGGAUUACAUCUCCCCCUGCAUACCCAACGAGGAGAUGCAACAGGGAUUUCAGCGGGAACUGCUUACCUCCCUACUCAUCGAACGCGCAGAACGCCGGCAGGAAGAGCUUUUCCUCUUUCCAACGAUUGCUUUAAAUGCUUCGAUCGCAUCCUAG
Aphanomyces astaci is the source of this 666-nucleotide messenger RNA. RefSeq lists its product as hypothetical. The coding region runs from base 1 to 666 and encodes 221 amino acids. The record is from RefSeq and is a predicted model, not a curated record. NCBI's taxonomy places the organism in Eukaryota, Oomycota, Saprolegniomycetes, Saprolegniales, Verrucalvaceae. The transcript is spliced from 2 exons.